AUGCAAUUGAACGGUAAAUGUAUCUCUGAAGAGAGAAAACGACGAAGCCGGUACGUAAAGAGAGAUCGACAAAGCCGUAAACGUGUCCUCAUUGUAGCUGAGGGAUUUGACGUUUCGGUUCCUCAGGGUUGUACGCCGAGGAAACAUGUGUUUCAUCUGGAGAGCGAGUUGAGAGAUCAUUUCUCUUCAUGUGGAAAGAUCAAGUCCGUUUGUAUCCCUCAUCCCUAUUAUAGCUCUACUAUCAAGAGUCAUGCUUACAUAGAAAUUCUAGGACAGGGCGCAAAAGAAAAGGCGCUGCAGCUUAGUGGAAGUGAGAUGAAUAGACACAAACUAAUUGUUACCGCGCCAUUGCUGCCCUUGAAAAGGACUCUCAGAGAGGAUUUAAAAUCAGCUAAAAGCGAUCGAUUCGGCAGGAGCAAAAUGAUUAUUGUUAAGAGAUAUGACACCUCGCUUCCUAGGAAGAUUAUCAAGAGCGCGUUGAGUAACAAGUUCUCAUCAUGUGGAGAGGUCUUGGAGGUGGACUUAUUAUAUCCCCAUAAAAGAAAACCUGAUAACACCAAGUUUGUGGCAUCUUCCUCCACUAAUUCAUGA
Messenger RNA from Microthlaspi erraticum, 591 nucleotides. The record is from the annotation of a GenBank genome assembly. NCBI's taxonomy places the organism in Eukaryota, Viridiplantae, Streptophyta, Magnoliopsida, Brassicales, Brassicaceae.